Messenger RNA from Spizellomyces punctatus DAOM BR117, 1877 nucleotides. RefSeq lists its product as uncharacterized. NCBI's taxonomy places the organism in Eukaryota, Fungi, Chytridiomycota, Chytridiomycetes, Spizellomycetales, Spizellomycetaceae. Gene Ontology annotation, cellular component: mitochondrion; cytosol. Bases 69 to 1577 code for a protein of 502 amino acids. Gene Ontology annotation, molecular function: mannokinase activity; D-glucose binding; fructokinase activity. The record is from RefSeq and is a predicted model, not a curated record. Gene Ontology annotation, biological process: glycolytic process; intracellular glucose homeostasis; glucose 6-phosphate metabolic process. The transcript has 6 exons.
UCCACACGACCCAGCAACUUUCGCUGCCUCAUCUCCCUCAUCAAACCCAACAAAACUCGUUAAAAAACAUGCCAUUGUGGACAGCAGACAACAGAAUUCCACUCUUUGUAUUCGGUCUGACCACUGGUGUAGCUCUGUCGGCCGCCGUCCAAUACUUGUUCACCAGUUUGGGUCCCGAGCGAUCACCCAACUCCAUACUAGACGAUGGGCAACCUCACCCAUUGUCUACAAGAAGGCAGGUGGAAACCGCCAUCCAGCGGCUAGAAAGAGAGUUCACCAUUACUACGUCAAUGCUGCAUAAUCUUGUGAAAGCAUUCAUGCGCGAUAUGGAAAGGGGACUAAAGCGGGACAAUGCAGUCCUCAAAAUGAUUCCUUCGUACGUGGUUCGUCGGCCUCAAGGUGACGAGACGGGCACAUAUUUGGCGCUGGACUUGGGUGGUAGCAACUUUAGAGUUUGCGAAGUUACCCUAAGCGGGAAAGGCCAAGUUCGGACGCGACAAAAGAAGUUUGUAGUAUCCGAUGACCUGAAGACAGGACAAGGGACGGACCUUUUUGACUUCAUCGCAGACUGUGUGAGCCUGUCGAUGGAUGAAUUCAACCUGGACAAGAAGGCUGGGCUGAAGAUGGGAUUCACGUUCUCCUUCCCGGUAGAUCAACAUUCAAUCAACAAAGGUGUGCUGAUAUCGUGGACGAAGGGCUUCACUGCACAGGGUGUGGUUGGCGAGGAUGCUGUUCAAUUGCUUCAAGACGCGUUCCACAGAAAGGGACUGGUGAUUACCAUCACAGCACUCGUAAACGAUACGGUGGGAACCUUGGUAUCCCAAGCUUAUCUGGACACAUCCACAUAUCUAGGCGUUAUCCUCGGAACAGGUAGUAACGCCGCAUACGUUGAACGUGUGGAGAAUAUCCCAAAAUGGAAGGGUGGACCCACGUCGACUGGACAGAUGAUCAUUAAUAUGGAGUGGGGCGCGUGGGGCCAAGACGGCAUCAUUCUGCCCACUACUGAGUACGAUCUGAGGGUGGACAGGGCGUCUCCUAACCCUCGCCAGCAAACCUAUGAGAAAAUGAUAUCUGGAUUGUACCUGGGGGAAAUAACGCGACAGAUCAUGGUUGACCUGAUCUCGACUGGAGAGCUCUUCAGUGGACGGCGACACGCGGCUCUGGAGGUACGAGGUAGCUUUGAUACAGCUCAAAUGUCCAGGAUCGAGCGUGACCACAGUAUGGAACUAACGGACACUCGAACCAUCUUGGAGGACCUGUAUGGCGUGAAGAAAACCACACUUACCGACCGUCGUUUGGUCAAGCGCAUCUGCGAGCUAAUCGGCACGCGUGCCGCUCGACUCGCAGCAGUCGGAAUAGCGAGCAUUGUCACCAAAAUUAACAAACUGGACGGCUGUACGGUGGCAGUUGAUGGAUCAGUAUUCGAGCACUAUCCCCACUGGAAAGAUCGCAUGACAGAUGCUCUGCGUGAAUUGCUAGGAAUCAAUGCGGAACAUAUUCUACUCGUACAAGCACGUGAUGGGUCGGGAACUGGUGCAGCUUUGAUUGCAGCUUUGGCCGAAACUGGUUCAUCCUGAUGCCGCAAUGCGGUCCAUCAAAGGACGACCAAUACUCUUACAAUGCUCAAAAAUCAGAAUUCACAUACUGUGAUGGUGCUGUUCAUCGUUGGUCUCUUGUCCAAAGGCAUACUUUUGUCGGUUCAAUUUGGGACAAUUCUUUGGGACAUUUCUCCCAGGGAGUUACAUAACCAUAUAUAUUGAGGUGGUGUCCUCAAUAUUUUACGUAUAGAUACCGGAUGUUUUUGCUGUUCUUUCAACUUUGUUUCCGCGUCUGCUUCGCGAUCUUUAUUGCAACAUGCCUUUUCAGCUCGUAAUCAU